GUCUCUUCUUGUGGCAGACAGUAACAGGAAGCGCUGCCGGCGCCUCCGAACCCGCUGGGAGAGCGAGCCAUGGAGUUCUCAGAGGAGAGGUUGCGGAAGUGGCUGAGCAAGUAUAAAUUCCGAGAUCUGACCAUAGAAGAACUGAAGCACAUAAAUGAGUUGUAUCCCAACAUCAGGUUCACAAUGAGCACCUACACUUUUAAGGAUGGAUCCCAGAAAGACCUUCUGAACUUUACUGGUACUGUUCCAGUAAAAUAUAAGGGUGAAAACAAUGGACAAUCAAAAGGAGAAGAAAAGAAAAAUGAUGGAGGACUACGCAAAGUUACAAUAAUUGGGGCUGGAGAUCUGGGCCUUGCCUGUAUUUUGGCUAUUUCAGCAAAGAAUGUUGCUGACAAAGUGGUUGUCUUGGAUUGCUCAGAAACUACAGUGAAAGGAGGAACAAUGGACCUAGAAAUCUUUGACUUGCCAAAGGUGGAAAUUAGUCGAGAUUUUUCUGCGUCAGCAGACUCAAAGCUGGUGGUGCUUACCGUUAAUUCUUUAGGCAAUGCUCAGUCCUAUCUGGAGGUUGUUCAGAGCAAUGUGGAAUUGUUCAGGGGCAUUAUUCCAUCAAUAGCUCAUUACAGUCAACACAGUGUACUGCUCAUUGCCUCUCAACCAGUAGAAAUAAUGACCUAUGUGUCGUGGAAGCUGAGUGGAUUUCCCAAAAGCAGAGUUAUUGGAAUUGGUUGCAAUUUGGAUUCAGCAAGAUUCCAGUAUGUUAUUACAAAUCUGUUGAAAACCCAAAGCAGAAGUAAAGACAAUUGGAUUAUUGGUGAACAAGGAGUAAACAAAGUGGCAGCAUGGAGUUCUAAUUCUGUGAUAAAUCAUCCUGGCGAUAAGUUAACAAAUGAUCAACAGGUGUUGACUAACAGAGCCAUGGAAAUUCUGAAAGGAAAAGGCCAAAGGUCUUGGUCUGUUGGUCUGUCAAUAGCUGAUCUGACUGACACUAUAUUGAAUGAUAAAAGAAAAAUACAUUCUGUAUCCACCACGGUGAAGGGGUAUUAUAAUAUAAACAGUGAAGUAUUUUUAAGUAUGCCUUGUGUACUUGGAAUCAGUGGUGUAACUGAAAUGAUGAAGCCCGUGGAAGAGGAUAAUGUAGUUGAAAAACUUCAAACCAGUGCUGCAUCUGUCAAUGACCUUCAACAGCAGCUGAAGCUCUGACUGCCAGGAAACCAUAGAUUUUUGUUCUUAAAAUAUUUGAGAUUACAGAGAAGGUAUUAAUGACCGACUGAGUCAAACAUCAAAUUUUAGUGACUAUUAUUAUAUGGUAACUAAAAUUAGACAAAAACAUUGUGAUUAGGAAAGUUGUUUGACCAUGAUAUUUCCUAAUCAUGAAUUAUUGUACUUCUUUGCCCUUUCCUCAUUUUGCUGUGGCCUUCAAUACUACUAUUCAACUUUGCUCUCUAAAGUAAAUUUUUAUUUUAAUCAGAGAUGUUAGGCAGUCAGAGGUAAUGUAUCACCAUUGGGUUGCUAUUUCC
Molecule: messenger RNA, 1517 nt
Organism: Pseudonaja textilis
Lineage: Eukaryota; Metazoa; Chordata; Lepidosauria; Squamata; Elapidae
Source: RefSeq, a predicted model, not a curated record